Messenger RNA from Physcomitrium patens, 3726 nucleotides. RefSeq lists its product as uncharacterized. Lineage: Eukaryota; Viridiplantae; Streptophyta; Bryopsida; Funariales; Funariaceae. The record is from RefSeq and is a predicted model, not a curated record.
AUCCCUCGCUCCGGGUCAUUGCAUUUCAUGCAGUAUAGGGGGCAUUCUGGCUGCUCUGAUCUAAGGGGAUAAAUUGACUGGGCGAAGGACAGACAGCUCCGAAGUAGUUCAACUCAUGUCUCGUCUGCUUGUUCAUUAUAGUUACGGAAGUACCAAUAAUGCAUAAAGUCAGCCCGAGUCACUGAUUGUGUUCCUUCGAGGCAGCAGACAUUCUGACGUGUUUUAAGACGCGUAUGCCGCACGCAUUACCUUGAUUUUCAACGUCGCAUUGGGUUGCGUUUUGAGCCUCCGGACGUCGUGGACACUACAAUUGUUGUUUGUAUUGUACUGCUCUAUCUGGGGUUCGCUUACGUUAUCGUUGGAUUGUUUACGGGUAAACUUGAUUUCAUGUGGUAUUCCGUUUAUUGACGACGAUGGCGGAAACUUCUUCGGAGGCUCUGAUGGAGGAAUUGGCGAAGGCACACGGAGAAGCGCGUCAAGUUAAGGCUGAUUUGAAGGAAGACACCAAGCGUGUGUCUGCGUUGAAUCUACAGUAUGCCGAGCUUUCCAUGGACGAGCGAAUCCGCAUGUUAGAGGAUCAAGUUGAAGAUUUAACGGAGAAAUUGAAGAGAGCUGAGGUGGGCUCGACAUAUUCUCUGACUCCGAGCUCUCCAGACCUUGAGAGCCCUAAAACGCAGUCAGACGAUGAAUACAUAGUUGUGGAGCAGGAAGGGCCAAAUGAUCUUGAGAACAAAUUGAAGCUGAAAGAGGCGGAAAUGAGAAAAGCAAUUGCUCAUGCCAAAAGGUUGGAGGAUAUGUAUAACACUGCAGAGCGGAAGACAUUGACAUUUGAAAGACAGGUGAAAGUACUUGAAGCAAAUAUGUUUGAAAAGUUUGAUGAUGCUAAUGCGUUACUAGAGAAGGUAAAAGAACUGGAGGAACUGCUCACGGCUGGACAAAUCCAGCAGAUUGCUGCUCUGGAAGAGAAAUCGAAGAGUAAUGAUGAGGCACAGAAAAAAGUUGAGUACGAGAAGGUUCUCUUUCUCGAGACAGAAGAUCAACUUGUGAAGAACUUCAAGAAGGCACAUGAUGAAGCUGAGCAAUAUCGAAACACGAUCUUUCAGCUGGAGAACAGUGUCAAAGAUGCACAAGAGAAGAUUGUUCAACUUGAAAAGUGUAUGGAGCCUGCUUCUCGAAAGAACCAAGAGUUGGAGUCAGUAAUUGCAGACUUGAAUUCUCAAUUGAAACGUACCAGCGAAGAAAUCUCUUUCUAUUCGAGCCACAAGGUGCAGUCUGACAGUGAAAGGGUGGACCUUGACAAGGCACUCAACAUGUAUCGAAAUAAAGCAGACUCUCUAGAACAGGAGCUUCAGAUGUACAGAGGCAGGGAGAAGAAGGUAGAGGAUGAUUUAAGAUCCGUGGAAGAGAAGACCGUUGUUCACGAGGCCUCUUCAAGUCCUCUUCAUGAGGUCUUGGUAGGUAAUUCUAUGGAUGGUCACGCCUCCAGCGUAGAUCUGGAUUUGGCCAUGUCGCAUGGAAGGAGCAACAGUAUCGAAGAUGAACUGAAGUUUCUGGGGGAGAACGUUAUUGCUCAUGUGACACAGUCAAAACUCUUGAUGAAGGAGUUCACUGAGCUACAAUCUGCUCACAUAUUGUAUGCUUGCGAGUCUGAGGUGAGCAAGUCACAGCUGCAGGAACAUGUGAAAGAUCUGGAAGCGAAAGUGAGUCAGCUUGAACAGGAGAUAUCAUCCUUGAGAGGAAAUGAGGACAUGAUGAAACAAGAAGUGAAGGCCUUGGAAGAUAGUGCUUCCUUUUUUGAAGGUUUGAAGUUAUCGUAUGCUGACUAUACAUGUAAUCUGGAGAAGAAGAGCGCCAUUCUGGAAGAAGAGUUGAACUCUGUGAGAGGGGAACUUGCUGCUCACGUAUCUGAGCAACAGAAGUGGACGCUGGAUUGUGACAGGCUAAGGGGCGUGGAGAGCAGAAAUGCGUUGCUGGAGGCGCAGACCAUUGAUCUUCAAGCUAAAUUGGAGACUCCAAGAGUUUGUGAGUUGUGCCUUGCUCUGAAGACACAGAUAAAGAAUCUGGAGGUUAUGUUGGGUGAGCUCAGUUUGGAAUUACAAGAAUUGAAUGGAAGGGAACAGAAUUCUCAGAAGGACGUGGAAUCGUUAGAGAAGAAUAAUGUUAUUCAUGAACAGUUUGCUUCCAAAUUAGAGGAAGAAGCCUCGUCACUAGCUGCUGACCACAAUAUUCGAGUACAGUCAAUGGAAGCUCAGAUUAAUCAACUACAAGAAGAAAAUCUGAAAGCCAAGGCGAGCAUUGCAGAGCAACGCUUGUGGGCUGAGGAAGCUGCAUCUGUGAUGAUAGAACAUGCCGAGUCACUGCACGGGCUGAGAGAAGAAUGCUUGGACAUGGAGCAACGAGUACCUACAGCUACGAUUCUAGGACACGAAGACAGGCAGGCCUUGCAAGCGAGGGUGGAGGGUCUGCACCUCGCGCUCAGGGGUGUGCAGCUGUGUGACGGGUCUGAAGCCCUCCAAAUGUGUAAAGAGCUUUUGUCCCUUGAACGAAAGUGUUUGAAUUUUCAGGUGCUAGACGUAGCUUACAGAAACACAAGCUUAAAGAGCGAAUUAGAGGUGUUGAAGUCAAAAACUAAAGACUUGCAAAAUCCUCAAGACAAGCCAGCUAUAGAGCCGAAAAAAUCAUUUCGAGAAGUUUUUCUUGAGGGAGAAGUGCAGUCGCUACGAGCGCAAGUCAUAGAGUUACACAGUUUAAGAGCGCAAGCAUCAGAACUGCCGUAUUUACAAGCACGCCUCGAAAAGCAGCAACUUAGCUUGCGGGCUGCAGAAACCAGAGAAUAUGAGCAGAAUUUAGAGUUGGUGGAGGUGCAACGAAAAGUAGCCGCAGCUGAGGAGAAAAUAUGCUCAUUGCAGAGCUCUCUUCUUAAUCAGAAACCAACAACUGAACUCAGAGACAAAAUCAAUUCUUUACAGAACACGGUCAUGAAAUUAGAAGCAGAGAAUGCUUCUCUCAAGGAGAUCGAUGUUUUGGAAAAGCUUAAGGCUGAACUUGAGGUCAAGGUUACUGAUGAGGUUGCUGACAAGGUUACUGAUGAGAUCAUGUUGGAGGAUACCUCAGAUUCUCAGCAACCUCCCGGUGCAUCACAGAAAUCAAAGCUGAAGUCUCGUAAGAAGAAAUCUGGGAAGAGUGGAAGAAGUUCACCAGAGGAAAUCCUUCAAACUGCACACAAGACUCAUAGCCCUAGAUACCGUAUUGCUAUUUACCUUUUCUCAGUUAUACUGGUUGCUACAAUUAUCAGGUUCAGCUUGAGAUGAUGAUCUUGAGAACAUCUCUCCGAGUUCUCCAUUGUUCAAACAGAUGAAGUCACUUAUUUUUUGUAUUUUGUAAAAAGAUACUUACCUAGUUAGUAAUCAGUUCAUUUUGUAUAGUUCAAAGUGCUUAUAUUGGAGAAUCAUCUUAGGAUUACAGUUGAUUGACACUGGUAGACAAAAGGCCCUUCACUGUUAUCAGUUGGGCAAGUCCAGUCUCCAAGUAGGAUUUGCACAAUGUUGGAUUGCUGGUUAUCUAUCUUUCUUAAAACUUAAAGAUGCAUAUUUCUUCGAUUAGGAUUAUAUGGCUUCUUUUCUAUAAAACUUGUUAAGGUAGGAUAAGUUCUAAGUUGGCUUACCCACUUCCCAAUUUAUUUGUUACAUGAUAAACUUGAAAUGAGAAGAAAAUGACGUUCCUGUA